Molecule: messenger RNA, 7400 nt
Organism: Rhincodon typus (whale shark)
Lineage: Eukaryota; Metazoa; Chordata; Chondrichthyes; Orectolobiformes; Rhincodontidae
Product: triple functional domain protein-like
Exons: 42
Coding region: 1-6426 (2141 amino acids)
Biological process (GO): axon guidance; protein phosphorylation
Cellular component (GO): cytoplasm
Molecular function (GO): protein binding; guanyl-nucleotide exchange factor activity; protein kinase activity
Source: RefSeq, a predicted model, not a curated record
AUGACCUGUAAUUUGCUUCCCAUGGUGGCGGUGAGAGAGGAGACCAUCCUUGAAUGGGCAUUUGUGAAAACUCAUCAAAGUGCACUUCAAGUACAACAGAAAGCAGAAGGCAUGCUACAGGCUAAUCACUAUGAUAUGGAAAUGAUUCGGGAAUGCGCAGAGAAGGUGGCUUCCAAUUGGCAACAGCUCAUGCUAAAGAUGGAAGAUCGGUUAAAACUCGUCAAUGCCUCAGUUGCAUUUUAUAAAACAUCUGAGCAGGUCUGCAGUGUUCUGGAGAGUCUGGAGCAGGAGUACAAACGAGAAGAGGACUGGUGUGGAGGUCUUGAUAAGCUUGGUCCAAACUCGGAAUGUGAUCAUGUAACACCCAUGAUCAGUAAACAUCUUGAACAAAAGGAGGCCUUUCUCAAAGCCUGUACUUUGGCAAGGAGGAAUGCUGAUGUUUUCCUGAAGUAUCUCCAUAGAAACAGUGUCAACAUGCCAGGAAUGAUGAGUCACGUCAAAGCACCGGAGCAGCAAGUGAAAAACAUUCUUAAUGAGUUACUACAAAGGGAGAACCGAGUAUUGCAUUUUUGGACCAUGAGAAAGAAGCGAUUGGACCAGUGUCAGCAGUAUGUGGUCUUUGAGAGGAGUGCUAAACAGGCACUGGAGUGGAUCCAUGAUACUGGGGAGUUCUAUCUGUCCACUCAUACAUCCACAGGCUCCAGCAUCCCACAUACUCAGGAGCUUUUAAAAGAACAUGAAGAGUUCCAAAUUACUGCAAAGCAAACCAAAGAUCGUGUGAAACUGUUGAUACAGCUGGCUGAUGGCUUUUGUGAAAAAGGACACUCACAUGCUGUGGAAAUCAAAAACUGGGUCACAGCAGUAGAUAAGCGAUAUCGGGAUUUCUCCCUUCGCAUGGAGAAGUAUCGUGUAGCAUUAGAAAAAGCACUUGGAAUUUCAGACUCCAAAGGGAGCAAAGACUUGCAAUUGGACAUCAUCCCAGCAAGUGCUCCUGGUUCAGAGGUGAAACUCCGUGAUGCCGCACAUGAACUUAAUGAAGAAAGGCGUAAAUCAGCUCGUCGGAAGGAAUUUAUUAUGGCUGAACUAAUCCAAACUGAGAAAGCUUACGUACGAGAUCUUCGAGAGUGUUUAGAAACAUAUCUCUGGGAAAUGACAAGCGGUGUUGAUGAAAUUCCACCUGGGAUUGUAAAUAAAGAACAUAUAAUAUUUGGUAACAUGCAGGAAAUCUAUGAAUUCCAUAAUAAUUUAUUCCUGAAAGAGCUGGAGAAGUACGAACAGCUGCCAGAAGAUGUAGGACAUUGUUUUGUCACCUGGGCUGACAAGUUCCAAAUGUACGUAACAUACUGUAGGAAUAAACCAGACUCUACACAGCUCAUACUGGAGCAUGCAGGAGCAUACUUUGAUGAAAUACAACAUCGCCAUGGACUGGCCAACUCAAUAUCUUCCUAUCUUAUCAAACCUGUCCAGCGAAUAACUAAAUAUCAGCUGCUUUUAAAGGAACUGUUAACAUGCUGUGAAGAAGGAAAGGGCGAAAUUAAAGAUGGCCUGGAGGUGAUGCUGAGUGUGCCAAAGCGAGCCAACGAUGCCAUGCAUCUCAGCAUGCUAGAAGGCUUUGAUGAGAAUCUGGAAUCCCAGGGAGAGCUGAUCCUGCAAGAAUCCUUCCAGGUGUGGGAUCCUAAAUCAUUAAUCCGCAAAGGCCGAGAGAGACAUCUCUUCCUGUUUGAAAUGUCACUCAUCUUCAGCAAAGAAAUCAAAGAUUCCAAUGGGAGGAGUAAAUACAUCUACAAACACAAACUGCUUACCUCAGAACUUGGGGUCACAGAACAUGUUGAAGGCGAUCAUUGUAAAUUUGCAUUGUGGGUUGGACGGACUCCGACAUCAGACAACAAAAUUGUUUUAAAGGCAUCAAGUAUUGAAAAUAAACAAGAUUGGAUCAAGCAUAUACGAGAGGUUAUACAAGAAAGGACCGUUCAUCUGAAAGGUGCCCUGAAAGAAGCAAUCCACUUACCCAAACCCACAUCUCACAAACAUAAAGGGAGAAGGGAUGGAGAAGAACUAGACAGUCAGGGAGAUGCAAGCAGUCAACCCGACACAAUCUCCAUUGCGUCACGGACAUCACAAAACACUCUGGACAGUGACAAGCUAUCUGGUGGAUGCGAGUUAACAGUUGUCAUCCAUGAUUUCUCAGCAACCAAUAGCAAUGAACUGAGCAUUCGCCGGGGUCAAACUGUGGAAGUUUUAGAGAGGCCUCAUGAUAAGCCAGAAUGGUGCCUGGUCCGGACAACUGAUCGAUCUCCUGCUGCAGAAGGAGUUGUUCCCAGCAGUGUUCUAUGUAUUGCACAUUCACGAAGCAGUAUGGAAAUGGAGGGCAUUUUUAACCAUAAAGACUCACUUUCAGUGUCCAGCAAUGAUGCAAGUCCCCCUGCUUCAGUGACUUCACUUCAACCCCAUUCUGUGAGUACAACGCAAAGCUCACCUGGCCCGAAACGUCCUGGUAAUACUCUACGGAAAUGGCUCACUAGCCCUGUAAGGCGUCUAAGCAGUGGAAAAGCUGAUGGCCACGUAAAGAAACUGGCUCAUAAACAUAAAAAAAGCAGAGAUGUCCGGAAAAGUGCAGAUACCGGGGCUCAAAAAGACUCUGACGAAAGUGCUGCUACACCCCAGGAAGAAACUGUGGAUGAGCGGGGACGGAAUGAAGGACUUAGCAGUGGAACACUGUCAAAAUCCUCAUCGUCAGGAAUGCAGAGCUGUGGGGAAGAGGAAGGUGAAGAGGGGGCAGACGCAGUGCCACUUCCUCCUCCAAUGGCAAUUCAACAACACAGUCUUCUCCAGCCUGACUCACAGGAUGAUAAGACAUCGUCUCGUUUAUCAGUCCGCCCUACAAGCUCAGAGACACCCAGCGCAGCAGAGCUUGUUAGUGCUAUUGAAGAACUUGUGAAAAGUAAAAUGGCAUUGGAGGAUCGUCCAACAUCCCUGUCUGUUGAUCAAGUUGACAGCAGCAGUCCGUCUUUCAACCCAUCUGAUAACUCUCUGCUGUGUACUUCUUCCUCCUCUCCCAUUGAUGAAAUGGAAGAAAGAAAAUCUAGUUCCUUAAAGAGGCGUCAUUAUGUCUUACAGGAGUUGGUGGAAACUGAGCGGGAUUAUGUACGGGACUUAGGAUGCGUGGUAGAGGGCUACAUAACAGUGAUGAAAGAAGAUGGUGUUCCUGAUGACAUGAAGGGAAAAGAUAAGAUUGUGUUUGGUAACAUACACCAAAUCUACGAUUGGCAUAGAGACUUUUUUCUUGGUGAACUGGAGAAGUGCCUUGAGGAUCCUGAUAAAUUAGCUUCACUUUUUGUCAAACAUGAGAGAAGAUUGCAUAUGUAUAUAGUUUACUGUCAAAACAAGCCCAAAUCUGAAUACAUUGUGUCCGAAUAUAUUGACACCUAUUUUGAGGACAUAAAACAGCGACUUGGUCAUCGAUUACAACUGACAGACCUGCUAAUAAAACCAGUACAACGGAUAAUGAAAUAUCAGCUCCUUCUUAAGGACUUCCUUAAAUACUCAAGAAAGGCUGCUGUUGAUACAACAGAACUGGAGAAAGCUGUGGAGGUCAUGUGUGUUGUACCAAAGAGAUGCAACGAUAUGAUGAAUGUUGGACGGCUGCAAGGAUUCGAUGGCAAAAUUAUAGCCCAAGGAAGAUUGCUUCUCCAGGACACAUUCUUUGUUGCAGAUCAGGAUGCUGGACUUCUUUCACGCAGUAAAGAGCGAAGAGUCUUCCUUUUUGAACAGAUUGCAAUAUUCAGUGAGCCUUUAGAUAAGAAAAAAGGCUUCUCCAUGCCUGGCUACUUAUUUAAAAACAGUGUCAAGGUGAGUUGCCUUGGCCUGGAAGAGAAUGUGGAGAAUGAUCCAUGUAAAUUUGCACUUACCUCACGAUCAGCUGAAGGCGGUGUAGAAAUCUAUGUUCUGCAAGCAUCAAAUCCUACAGUACGCCAAAUGUGGAUCUAUGAAAUCAACCAAAUUCUGGAAAACCAGCGCAACUUUUUAAAUGCUUUGACAUCUCCAAUUGAGUACCAGAAGAACCAUGUUGGCCCUAGUGGACCUAAUAGCUGUAGUGGAAUGAUCAGUACAAGCCGUUCCAGACCGUCUCGGAUCCCCCAGCCCAUCAGGCACCAUUCCCCAGUCCUGGUCUCCUCUGGGGCCUCGGCCCAAACAGAGGUAGACAGAUUGACAGGUAUGUCCGCUCGCAACCCUACCCUGACGACACUCAACAGCACCUUAGAUUCUGGCUCCAGUCAAUCUGACAGGCACCUGGAACGACAAGGCAACGAAAGGGACUUGGAACAGAUUCCUAGGAAAAAACUCCUUGACAGUCCCAGGAAAACAUUAGGACCACUCACCAACACAGGAGAUGGAAGCCUAAAGGAAUUACGAGGUAGUCUAGAAGAGAACCAGUCACCGAGAGGCAGUGUGGGCACUCUGACAAUAGGAAAGCAACGGCCAGGCACUACGUCACCCUUGAGUUCUCCGCUGUCUACAACCUUCCCUUCCUCUCCCAUCAACAAAGAACCCUUCCCUCCCAGCAGUCCUGUUCUUAAGGGCUCCUUCUGGAGCUCACACCCAGCUUCACCUGCAAGCCGCCCUGGUUCCUUCACCUUUCCAGGGGACAUGGACUCCCUGCAGCGCCAGGUCCACCGCCACUCCACGCACAGCAAGGACACUGAUCGUAUGAGCACAUGCUCCUCGACCAGCGAGCAGUCGGUGCAUUCCACCCAGAGCAACGGGAGUGAAAGUAGCAGCAGCAGUAAUAUCUCCACCAUGCUGGUAACAUAUGAUUACACUGCGGUGAAAGAGGAUGAGAUCAAUGUCUGCCAGGGCGAGGUGGUGCAGAUCCUGGCCAGCAACCAACAGAACAUGUUUUUGGUGUUUCGAGCAGCCACUGACCAAUGCCCUGCAGCUGAGGGUUGGAUUCCUGGCUAUGUACUAGGUCAUACAACUAUUGUAAUCCCAGACAACCCUGAAGGAACAUUAAAAAAAUCAACGUCUUGGCACACUGCACUCCGUUUAAGAAAGAAAAACGAAAAGAAGGAUAAAGAUGGCAAGAAAGAAGGAAAGUUAGAGAAUGGUUUCCGAAAAUCACGAGAAGGCUUACCAAAUAAGGUAUCAGUUAAGCUCUUGAACCCUAAUUAUAUCUAUGACGUUCCACCAGAAUUCAUCAACCCACUGACUGAUGUGACCUGUGAGACAGGUGAAACUGUGACUCUGAAAUGCAAGGUCUGUGGUCGUCCCAAAGCUACAAUAACAUGGAAAUCCCCAGACCACAGCAUUUUGACCAAUGAUGGUCAUAACAGCAUUACAUACAGUGAUUCUGGUGAAGCUAGACUUAAAAUACUGAAUGUGACCACUGACGACGAUGGCACCUAUACUUGUGUAGCUGUAAACGAUGUGGGAUCAGCCUCGUCUUCUGCCAUCCUGCGAGUUCUAGGACCUGGAAGUGAUGGAGUAAGGGUCAUCUGGAAGGACAACUUUGAUUCUAUUUAUACUGAAAUAGCAGAAAUUGGCAGAGGAAGGUUCUCUGUGGUUAAAAGAUGUGACCAAAAAGGAACUAAACAAGAGGUAGCUGCGAAGUACAUCAACAAAAAAAUGAUGAAACGGGAUCAGGUUACACAUGAACUUGGAAUUAUGCAGAAUCUCCAGCAUCCCCAGAUUGUUAGCCUUCUGGAUACCUUUGAAACUCCAUCCAACUAUAUAGUCAUACUAGAAUUAGCAGACCAAGGUCGCCUUCUAGACUACAUAAUAGAAUGGGGGAAUUUGACUGAAGAAAAGGUGACAUCGUAUCUCAGAGAAACUCUGGAAGCUGUACAGUAUUUACACCACUGCAGAAUAGCUCACCUAGAUAUAAAGCCAGAAAAUGUGCUGGUGGACCACAGCAAAGCCAAACCCCUCAUCAAACUUGCUGAUUUUGGGGAUUCCAUGCAGUUAACCACAACCUAUUAUGUUCACCACUUGCUAGGAAGCCCCGAGUUUGCAGCUCCAGAAAUUAUUUUAGGAAAUUCUGCCUGUCUUACGUCAGAUACAUGGAGUGUUGGGGUACUUGCCUAUGUCCUUCUUAGUGGUGUGUCUCCUUUUUUGGAUGAGAGUGUAGAAGAAACAUGUUUGAACAUUUGCCGAUUGGACUUCAGCUUCCCUGACGACUACUUCAGAGGAGUCAGUCAAGCUGCCAAAGAUUUUGUUUGUUACUUACUGCAGGGAGAUUCAAACAAACGUCCCUCAGCUGCAACGUGCCUUCAGGAUUCUUGGCUGCAGCCGGGCAUCAACAGAGUUGCUGAAACUCUAAACACGUCAAGAUUGACUUCAUUCAUUGAACGGCGCAAACACCAGAAUGAUGUUCGGCCAGUUGGUAGUAUAAAGAACUUCUUACAAAGUAAACUCUUGUCAAGAGUGUGACCCUCACCUGGAGAUUAAUUUGCUCAUUCUCUUUCACCUGUCAAUCAGGUUGGAGACACUGUCUUCAGCCAUUCAGCUGUUGACUUGAAAUACAACUGACUGCAAAUCAGCUGCUUUAUAUGUGUCAUUGUGUGGAAUUGCAUGCCAAGGAACUUUGUACAAACAGUACUUGGGAUUCAUUGCCACCCAUCCAAUGCAAAGUUGUUGGGGCAAACUGCACAAGCUCUGCACAACCAGCUGGAUUCUCAUUAUUUUGACAGUAUUUUGUUUCUGAUCACAGGAAACCAUUUUUCACAUAUUGCCUAGGAAAAUUUAGAGAAGAAUCAUUGUUGUUAUUGUAUUUAAAUAAACUCGCUGGACUUUGAAACAUUUAAUUAUGUGAUUAAAAAUUAGCCAGCAAAGAACAAAAGUUUUUUUUGUUAAAAUUCUUUCCUCCUCCACUGAUUUUAAUCAAGACAGUCACUGAAAAUGAUCUCCAGUGAAAUGUCUGAUUUUUACUGGUAAUAAAGCUUUUCAGUUGCCUCACUGAUGUAUUUAAAUUAUAAUACCUUGCAUUUAGCCAGAUGCAGCUCAAGUUUUUACUGCUACAAGCUGAACCAUGGACCUUUUGCAUCUAAUAGAAACAAAUGUGUUGCUCUAAUUAUAUAUAAGCCUUACUUGUAUAAAAACCGUUAUCUGCCUUCAUUCUGUACUUUUAAUGCUGGUAUGCCAUUCUGGAAUCCACCCCCCCCAACACAAGUGAAGAGGCAAAUGCUGUUUCAUUUAUGGAGGGUUUUUGGAGUCUCACCUGCCAAUCUGAUUGCAGAGCAGUUAAGGAGGAAUAUGUACUGUAAAUGCACUCAUUGUAUUUUAUGUUUUAAUUCAUAUCAUGUGCAAUGUUGUGGCUUUAACAUUUUAUGCAACUCUAUUUAUGAAGACUUAUGUUGUAUCUGUAAUAAAUAUUAAAAAAGGCACGUACUUUGUACUGCAAACUA